AUGAAAUUCUCUUUCUUCUUCAUGGACUGUGUGCAAGUCUUUUUCCUCUUUCCUAGAAACAGAGCUCUUAUACUCGUCACUCCUUCUUCACUUGACAGCUGUCCUUAUUUGAUUGGAACCGUUGGUAUCUCUCCAACAAACUCCAACUACGACUCUAACAACCUUCUCCCUCCAAUCUCUAGCUUCCACGUGGUUUGUGGGUGCAACAGUCACACCACAACAUCUCCUUCUCAACAGAAACGCUCUUUUCCAGGUGGAUUACAUCCAUACAACUACUGCCUUCCCGUUCUCAAAAGAGAGAUACACCGAGAAGCCAUUGUUAAAGCUGUAACUAGUGGAAGCAAGAAGUUCUUCCUGGGCACAGACAGUGCUCCACAUGAACGGAGAAGAAAAGAAUCAUCAUGUGGAUGUGCUGGUAUUUACAGCGCUCCUGUUGCCUUGUCUCUAUACGCCAAGGUCUUUGAUGAGGCUGGUGCGCUUGACAAGUUGGAAGCUUUCACAAGCUUCAAUGGACCUGAUUUCUAUGGCCUCCCGAGAAACUCUUCAAAGAUCACUCUCAAGAAAGCUCCUUGGAAAGUUCCUGAGGUCUUAACCUUCUCGUUUGGAGAGAUCGUUCCAAUGUUUGCUGGAGAAACUCUUCAAUGGCAACCAUCUUUCGAAUAAUGUGCUGUGUGUGGAGUUGUCUAAACAUUUCUCCCAGAUUGGAAUACCUUUGUUGGAUCUUUUGAAUUGGAUUUUGUUAUGGAUGAGUUAUGGUCUGCAUUUUUCUUUGAGGAAUAAAAGCAAAAUACUGAUCAAGAACGUUUAUUUUGUAUUUUGAAUCCGUUUUUAUAUUUUCUGUUCUUCAUUGAAUUUUAAUUGACAGUACAAUCCUCAACCAGAGUGUGCAAGAUGUCCCAUCCUCGU
Raphanus sativus (radish) is the source of this 906-nucleotide messenger RNA. Its product is annotated as dihydroorotase, mitochondrial-like. Gene Ontology annotation, cellular component: chloroplast; cytoplasm. Lineage: Eukaryota; Viridiplantae; Streptophyta; Magnoliopsida; Brassicales; Brassicaceae. The transcript has 5 exons. The coding region runs from base 1 to 663 and encodes 220 amino acids. The record is from RefSeq and is a predicted model, not a curated record. Gene Ontology annotation, molecular function: dihydroorotase activity. Gene Ontology annotation, biological process: 'de novo' pyrimidine nucleobase biosynthetic process; pyrimidine nucleotide biosynthetic process.